AUGCCCCAGCCAGCUUGGAACGCAACGCAAACGCAGCGCAACGCCACGCCUCGCUUGCGUGCUCGCUCGCUUGCUUGCUUGACUUUCUCUCCGUUGCCUUUACUCCAUGCCGAGGCCGAGCCGACGCAAGGCCCGCAUAGUGCCUUGGAUGGCUUUGCUACGGACCAGCAUCUCCGGUCGGCAGUCGGUGUCGGUCAAAAGCAACCAUUGUCUUGUGUCUCCCAACUGAGUCUCGCACGCGGCGUGGGAAAACCCGCCCGAGGUGGUUUUCCAGGGAUGCGAUGCCGCGAAACGAGGCGGUUUCGAAACGCACCCGGCUUCACAUUCCUGGGGCGCAACAACCGCUGUCGCAUGGCACGGCACGGGCGCCGGUCUUGUCGCGAGACUCGUCGCAAGCCGGUUUCACCAACAACGCCUGGCUUGUAUGGUGCUGGCGCUGGCGCUGGCGCUGUCGCUGGGCCGGUCGCCUCUGCAUUGCAUCUCGACGGACUUAUAAAUGGCCGGUCGACAGAAGGCAUCGCGCAGCUCGGCGCACCACAAGUCAUUGCCGAGACGACCUGGCGUCCGUCUUGCUUCCUUUUUCUCCUCCAUUUCAAAUUUCUGCUCGUUAAACCGGCACUGGUGCCAGUUUUUUUGAUUAUCCACCCGCAUCUCUCUCUUUGCUGA
Ustilaginoidea virens is the source of this 666-nucleotide messenger RNA. RefSeq lists its product as uncharacterized. The transcript has a single exon. Lineage: Eukaryota; Fungi; Ascomycota; Sordariomycetes; Hypocreales; Clavicipitaceae. Bases 1 to 666 code for a protein of 221 amino acids. The record is from RefSeq and is a predicted model, not a curated record.